Molecule: messenger RNA, 403 nt
Organism: Sphaeroforma arctica JP610
Lineage: Eukaryota; Ichthyosporea; Ichthyophonida
Exons: 1
Source: RefSeq, a predicted model, not a curated record
AUGCAGACUGACACGGCUAAGGGAGUGGAGGCGGCUAUGGGCCAGGCGAUAGCAACCGAUGGCGUCACUGUGGAUGUCGGACACGUCACCGUGGCCACCGACCAAGGGGUUAUAGAACGGGACGAUGGCUCUAUCGAUGCCACGCGCAUUGCUAUGGAAACCGAAGUAGGUACAGACUCAGAUACCGGUAGCUCUGGGAGGCGUACGGAUAUCACACCGCGUGAGGAUGGUGAGCAUGUGCAUGUGACACACACUCAAACGUACUCCAGGUGUGGAGAGGGUGUGUUCACGCACACGCACACGCACACGCACACGCAUACGCAUACGCCCGACGGCGUGACUACGGAAACAGUUACAGCUUUGAGAACGGCAGCGGAAGGAACAGGCGCGGACAUGGAUGACA